AGGCGGCCCGGAAAGGGAAGGCGGCCGCAGCCGAGCAGGGUGGAGGGUCCGGCUCCGCUCUGCACGACCAGCCCGACGGACACCGCGCAGAGCAGAAGGUGGAGCCCGCGGUGCAGGACAUAGCCAGGUCCCUCGAUUUGCUCCCCGAGGAGGUUAAAGGGAUACCCGAAAAGAUGAGUAACGGGGUGAAAAUAGUAAUAGAGAAGCACCGCGCCAGGGUGAUCAGGGAGAAGAGCGGUUCCAGCGGCAGGGACGCUCCAGCAGGAAGCGCCCGCACACGCAGGUCGCCCGUGGAAGGGCCGGAUCCGGGCAGCGCUGCUGGCCACGCUGACACAGCCCAGCCUGACCCGCAGGAGGGAAUAACUGUAACAGAAACCCCAAACACACAGACACGCGGCCUUGGAGCUGUGGAGAAUGCGUCUGCAAGCGCAAAGGGGGCAAAAGGCAGUAGUUUAAAGGCCACAAGAAUACAUGUACUUCAAGAUGCCCCUGAAGCUGGCUGCAGAAGUAGCCCCUGUGACCUCGUUCAGCAGGAGGUAAUAGACAAAAGCGUGACAGAAGAGAAGCAGAUGUACCGAGAAGUUGGUGUGGAAUAUAAAGCUCCUCUUUCUGCUUUGCAUACCAAGAGCCUCCAUCUGUCAGUGAUGGAGGGUUUCAGAGGUCACAGUGAAGGGACAUCCAAAAAUUACCUAACCAGCAUACAAAAGCUUCAAGAGAGCAAGAAGCAGAUGGCUGUAGCUCCCGAGCCCAUCCUGAAUGCGAGGAGGGACACCGAGCUGGCGUCGCACCAGCUCUCGCUCCACACCUCCAAAAGCCAACCCAUCUGUCUAUCCCAGGCCUCUGGCAGGAGCGCGGCGAUGGGUGCCACGGGUUUAGAGUGGUUUCCAGACUUCUAUCCUAAUUACGAUGGGUUGAGUAUUUUUCCAGGGAAGCCUUUCCAAGAAAAUGUGCGGAUCACAAUGAAGACACCAAAAAGUAACUUUGCAAAGGGCCGGCAAGGUCCCCUCUCAGCACAGCCUCUGAUGGAUGUAAAGCUGGGGGAGCUGCCUGCGUGGCUGACCACCUGCGACCUUUCUCUCCGGGGGCUGCUUGGAGGAGUGCAGAAAGGCUGGAGCAGCUAUUACGACAAGUACAUCAACGUGAAAAGGGGUGGACCAGCUGGGAUCUCCAUGCUGCUGGCUGGAUACUGCCUCCUCAGCUAUGGCUGGAACUACCAGCACAUCAAGUGUCAUCGCUGGCGUAAAUACCACUGAAGAGGCUGGAACAGCACCCAAGGAACGGUCACGAAUAUUUGACUGGGAGCAGAAGGGCUCACAACCAGUGUCCCAGUGGGUUCAAAUCUGCAGAGGCCCAUUGACCAUCAGAGAGAGUUUCUUUAAUUGUUGAGGGGGCUGCUUUUCACUUACCCUCCUGUAGGCAGGGGCGUGACACUGACACUAACAGCCUGUGGUCGCUGCUCUGUGGUUCAAGGUAGCGUUUAGUGCUCAAAGUGUUGGAGCUGCCUCUCAGAGGUCUGUGUGCAGCAGAGCUCCUGGAGCCUGCAGAAGCCCCAAUCUCUCAUUUUGGGACCCCAGAAACAACAGCUCCUUGACCUGGGCUGUUAAUAUAGACCAAUCGAUGUGUUAUGUUGUAGUCAGAGUGUUUGGCAGGAAGGUUUGUGAAGGUUAUGGCAGGGUGAGCUGCGGCCAGAACCACCAUUCCCUUGAAGUUAGUGGAGUUAACACCCGGCACAGCCCAUCUUUGACUUACCCCUCUCCACAGCAAGUGUGUUGGCAGGAGCAGGGUCAUCCCUUGCACAAAGGGCCCCCAGCCCCCCUCUUUGCUGUCAGCACGGCACUGGUGGGACUGCCCAGGCUCUGCAGGAAGGAAGGAUCUCUGCACAGGCAUUAAAGCAGCAGCACUCAGACCGCAGCGCCCUAUUUCUGGAGGAAGAAAAUCCAUUGGAUUAGCUGUUGUGCCCAAAGGGCAAAGCGAUGGCUGCCUCAGACAAACAAGGACAGUUAGAGCACUAGUUGUAGCCUGCCAUCACCAAACAUGUCUGGAAAAGGGUUGGUCAUGUUACAGGCAUGAAGGGUAAAAAAAAAAAAAAAGCACCCAAGAAAAAUCUGAAUUCUUUAUUCAAAUAGAGUGCAGUAGUACUGUGUCAGAGGUGUUUCACCACAAACUCCCUCUUGCCAGCAAUAAAAGCCUUUGUGAAUUUUCCUUUC
This is a messenger RNA of Athene cunicularia (burrowing owl), 2207 nucleotides long. RefSeq names its product chromosome 18 C17orf80 homolog (gene MTNAP1). NCBI's taxonomy places the organism in Eukaryota, Metazoa, Chordata, Aves, Strigiformes, Strigidae. Bases 174 to 1253 code for a protein of 359 amino acids. The record is from RefSeq and is a predicted model, not a curated record. The transcript has 4 exons.